AUGAAAUGCGGGUCGGCCCGGUUCUCCCAGGAGCCGGCGGAUCAGGCGGUGGUGCGCGGCCAGAGGGUCAUCCUCUUCUGCGUGGUCUUCAACUACUCGGGCAUCGUCCAGUGGACCAAGGAUGGCCUGGCAACUGGGAUCGGGGAGGACCUCCGAGCUUGGCCGCGGUACCGCGUCAUGCGCGUCCACGACCUGGGCCAGUACAACCUGGAGAUCCUGUCCGCGGAGCUGUCCGACGACUCGCUGUACGAGUGCCAGGCCCCCGACGCUGCCCUGCGCUCCCGCAGGGCCAAGCUCACCGUCCUCAUCCCCCCUGACGACCCGGUGAUCGACGGGGGUCCGGAGGUGCUGCUGACGGCGGGGGAGUCCUACAAACCUGAGCUGUGUGUCCCGCGGAGCCAAGCUCGCUCCAACAUAGAGUGGCUCAAAGACGGCCUACCUGUGGCCGGCGCUGUGGCCACCGAUGAAGUGCUGCCGGACAGGAAGCGGGUGACCACGCGGAGCUACCUGCCCAUCGAGCCAGUGGACGGGGACACGGGGAAGAACUACAGCUGUGUGGCCACCAACCUGGCCAUGCCCACCGGGAAGACCACCACCGUCACUCUCAACGUGCACCACCCCCCCACGGUGACCCUGUCCAUCGAGCCCCGCUCCGUCCUGGAGGGAGACCGGGUGACCUUCACCUGUCAGGCUAAUGCUAACCCACCCAUCAUGGGCUACAGGUGGGCUAAGGGAGGCGUGGUGCUCCAGGGGGCUCGGGAGAGUGUGUUCACUACCAAGGCGGACCACUCCUUCUUCACCGAGCCCGUCUCCUGCCUGGUGUUCAACGCCGUGGGCAAGACCAACGUUAGCAUUCUGGUGGACGUGCACUUUGGGCCGAUCCUAUUGGUGGAGCCCCAGCCCCAGACGGUGGACAUGGAGUCCGACGUCAGCCUCAACUGCAAGUGGGGGGGCAACCCGCCACUCACCCUCACCUGGUUUAAGAAGGGCACCAACAUGGUGCUCAGCAACAACCCGCUGCUGUACCUGACGUCCGUGAGCCAGGCGGACGCGGGCCAGUACGUGUGCAAGGCCAUCGUGCCGCGCAUCGGGGUGGGCGAGACGGAGGUCACCCUCACCGUCAACGGCCCCCCCAUCAUCUCCAGUGAUCCAGUCCAGUUUGCCGCCAGGGGGGAGCAUGGAGAGGUCACAUGUUACAUCGCCAGCACCCCCCCGCCCGACAAGAUUGUGUGGGCGUGGAAGGAGAACGUGUGGGAGAAGGAGCGCGGCACGCUGCUGGAGCGCUACACGGUGGAGCAGAGCCGGCCGGCGGGCGACGGCGCCGGGGUGCUCUCCACCCUCACCAUCAACAACAUCAUGGAGGCCGACUUCCUGUCCACCUACAACUGCACCGCCUGGAACGCCUUCGGGCCCGGCACCAUGAUCAUCAGCCUGGAGGAGAAGGAGGACACUCCGGUCGGGGUUAUUGCCGCUGUGACGGUGGGCGGAACCAUCUUCCUCUUCUUCGGCCUGCUGGUGCUCGUGCUCAUCUUCUACCGCCAGCGCAAAGGCAGUCGCCGCGGGGUCACCCUGGGUAAGCCAGACAUCAAGGUGGAGACGAUCAACAAGGAGACCCACAGCUUGGAGGAGGACUCUGGCAGCGUGUCUACCGCCUCACGCAUGGUCAAAGCCAUGUACUCGCCGUUCAAAGACGACAUCGAGCUCAAGUCGGACAUGCGCAGUGAAACGCUAGACACCCGCCAGGAGUACGACUUGAAGGACCCCACCAACGGCUACUACAACGUCCGCGCCUCCACCCACGACGAGGCGGGCCGCCCGGCCUCCCGCUCCACCCUGCAGUACUCGGACUACCGCUCCCCCUCCGGCACCCCGGGGGGCGCCACCUCCCUCAGCGGCAGCAGCAGCGCGGGGGGCUCGGGCGCCACGGCCAGCGGCGGUGGCGGCGGCGGCGGCGGCGGCGGCAGCAUCAGCGGCGCGGAGCGCGUCGGCGGCCCCCCGCCCGGCCCCCUCACCUCGCCCGGGCGGCCCCAGGCCUGCUACGACCCGCGCCCCCCCUCCAGACUCUCCCACAUCAGCUACGCCCAGUUCAACACCUUCACCCGCGGUGGGGGCAGCGGCGGCGGCGGCGGCGACAGGGGCGGCGGUCAGAACCAGCAGCUGCCCCAGGGCAACGCCCCGCCCGGGCCCCCGCUGCAGCAGGCCGGGGACUUCCCCGGGGACUGCGGCGGCGGCGGGCUCCUGGACGCGGGCCCCCAGCAGCUGGCCUACGACAACUACGGCUACCCCUCGCACUACUCCUCCUACCGCAUGGGCUUCGCCCCGGCCAGCCUGGCCCCGCUGGAGGCCGGGCCCUCCUACGAGAUGUACAGCGUGGGGGGCCCGCCUGGCCUCGGCCCUAGCGGCAUGGGCCCCGGCGGGCAUGGCCCCAGCGGGAUGGGCCCCAGCGGGAUGGGCCCCAGCGGGAUGGGCCCCAGUGGGAUGGGCCCCAGCGGUCAUGGCCCCAGCGGGAUGGGUCUCAGCGGAAUGGGCCCUAGCGGGAUGGGCCCUAGCGGGAUGGGCCCCAGUGGGAUGGGCCCCAGCGGUCAUGGCCCCAGCGGUAUGGGCCCUAGCGGUAUGGGCCCUAGCGGUAUGGGCCCCAGCGGGAUGGGCCCUAGCGGGAUGGGCCCCAGCGGUAUGGGCCCCAGCGGGAUGGGCCCCGGAGGUCUAGGCUCCAGCGGUUCGUUGGGUCCCGGUGCCCCCGGUGGAGGAGUGGGGCCGGGGGCCGUGGGAGGUCCCCCCGGGGGGCUGGGUGGGGGACCCCCGCCAGGGCCGGAGGCUCCGGGACUGGGGGGGAAGUACGGCAGUUCCACACGCUUCUCCUACACGUCGCAGAACUCCGAGUACUCACACAGCCGCCACACACAGCGCAUGCAGACUCACGUGUGAGGGGGAGGGAGGGAGAGGGGGAGAGAGGGAGAGAGGCAGGGGGAGAGAGAGAGCGAGAGAGAGAGACCCGCGGUGCCCUGGGUGAAACGCGGGGACUUGAAGGGUCUUGUAAAUCUAGUGUUAGGACUCGCGCAAACAUGCACACAAACUGGUGCACAUACACUCGUGAAGACACGCUUAUAUUGAUGCAUUACAUACGUAGCCAAAAUGUAAAAACAUGCACAAACACCAAUUUACCAAGACACACUCGCACAGACACACACACGCACACACACACACACACACACACACACACACACACACACACACACACACACACACACACACACACACACACACACACACACACACACACACACACACACACGCAUACACGCACACACACAUUAAACUAACUUUAACUAUGAAAUUAAGAAAGGUUGAAAAACUUAGAACUGGAGUGAGAGAGAGAUAGAGAGUGAAAGAGAGAGCGAGAGGGAGAGAGAAGAGAGAGAGAGAGAGAGAGAGAGAGAGAGAGAGAGAGAGAGAGAGAGAGAAAGAGAAAAAGAGCGAAAGACCAAAUGAAAAUGUGGCAACUUAAUGAGACAGGGAAGGCGGCAAGCUUCAACGAAACGUUGAAAUGCCCUCGCUCCCGAUGUAUCUACCUUAUAUAUAUAUAUACACACACCCGGGCUCUUUAAAAAAGAGCCGACAGUGCAAGCCACAAUCAGGAUGGGGGAAAGUGUUAGCCUAGCCGAUGCUAUUUCAGACUGUGGAGGAGACGUCUGGCGCAGGAGAAAGAGACUGUCAAAGAGCUUGUCUUGUACAGCUGAAUCUGAAGAAACCUCAGCCCGGUGAAAGGGUGUUUGUAGGCCACGAUUCAUGUUUUGUUUAUAUAUAUAUAUAUAUAUAUAUAUAUAUAUAUAUAUAUAUAUAUAUAUAUAUAUAUAUAUAUAUAUAUAUAUAUAUAUUUAUAUAUAUUUUUUUUUUUUCCAUGUCUACAGCAUGUGCCAUCACACAAAGAUCGAGGAGGGUGUCAUCGCCAUUUUGCACUGCAUUUACAGUAUUCAUGCUUUGACGUUUUUCCCAUAGAUAUAUAUAUCUGUCUAUAUCUAUAUAUCUAUAAAGAUAUAUAUAUCUAUAUCUAUAUAUCUAUGGGAUAUAUAUAUGUGUGUAAUCUGUGUCUUUUUAUUUGCACACCAAACCAGAGCUUUGUAUUCUAUUUUUUAGCAUCGCAGAACUAUUUUUGUCAUUUUUCUGUAAAAACAAACAAAAAAGAAAUAGUUAUGCGUGUAUAUGGACCAAAUGAUUAAACCUGAGGGUGUAAAAUGAGUGGUCUUUGGGUGCUAUUCCCUGAAGACACUCGGAAGGAGUGAAUAAGUGAAGAAUUGUAAAGUGAAAUGAAAAAAGCUGCGAUGGAAUUUUUCUCCCACUUCGGUUAGAAGGGUAUUUGGGAGUUGGUUGUCGAAAUGGGGAACAUUAUAUCGUCAUUAUAGACUAAAGAAACCUCGUGCCAAGUGUUGAUGUUGUCCUUCUCCUUUAGACCAUGGAUAUGCAGUAGAAACCUCCACCAACCAUCAUACGUCACAAUCCGAUAUUUUGUGUUUUUUUCCGAAUUUUCGCCGGAAAGAAAGAUCUGUUAUCGUUUUUUUUUACGUUUUUAAUUGAAACAGGCCUUUGGAGGGUGUGUGUGUGGAGGGAAUGGAUGUUGAGUCAUUCCGGACACUUUUGACGUUUCUUCAACGCUACCCCCGCCACCCCCUCCCCCCUUCCCUUUCCCUGCUCUGUGCUGGCCGAACUAUUUGGCCUUUUGACCUCAUUUCCUUACGAGGACCGCAGCGGGCCGGGACGAACACAGGAGCGGACGCUGAGUUGCGAACUGAGUGGCCUUUUGACGGGGGGAACCUUGUGGUAGAACACACUUUGGGAUCCACCCCUCACGCUCAGCAGGACUAGCGGCGCGGAGGACAGAGAAUGCGUGCAAAAGGGAGAGGUCCAAACAAAGCGAUUAUCUUCAAUAUCGACGUGUAGAGGUUUUGCGACUGUUUGUGUUUGUGGGAAUCAGUGAGUAAAUGGGUGUGUGAGUGAGCUAGCGGACAUGAGAAACAUCCCAGAAGGAGUGUGUGUGCACCUUUGCGUGCGCACCCAUUUGUACAGAGUGUUAGUAUAAAUGUUUGAAUGAUGGCAAUGUGUGAGAAGCGUACACACACAUAGGCCUACACAUACACACACGCGUGCCCUACUAGGGUUAGUACAAAUCUAUUGUAUUCAUAUGAUAUCCAUAUGUGUGUGUGUGUGUGUGUGUGUGUGUGUGUGUGUGUGUGUGUGUGUGUGUGUGUGUGUGCGUGUGCGUGUGCGUGUGCGUGUGUGUGUGUGUGUUUCAGCAUAUCUUCAUAUAGCGUCUCCCACCUUCCUGUUACAAUACUUUUAUACCUCUGGUAGGACUGUAACCUGUAUUAUUGUGUCUUUGAAUUUAGGAAAAUAAUCCAGUGUUUAACUUCUUGUACUGUUCUUCGUAGCAGACCGUUCAAAUGAUGUACAACAAGCGUUAUCAACUCAUUUUUUUAUUUCAUUAUCGUCCGUAUUUUUUAAAAAUGGUAUGUAAUUAUUUUUCCACAGUAUUACAUAAAUAAAAAGCACUGUUUUUUAUAAAAA
This is a messenger RNA of Gadus macrocephalus (Pacific cod), 5559 nucleotides long. RefSeq names its product kirre like nephrin family adhesion molecule 1a (gene kirrel1a). Gene Ontology annotation, biological process: cell-cell adhesion. Gene Ontology annotation, cellular component: cell-cell junction. NCBI's taxonomy places the organism in Eukaryota, Metazoa, Chordata, Actinopteri, Gadiformes, Gadidae. The record is from RefSeq and is a predicted model, not a curated record. Gene Ontology annotation, molecular function: cell adhesion molecule binding.